AUGGCGAUCCAUGCUGGCUCGAGAACCGAGCACUUCAUGGAGCUCACGCAGAGCCCUCAGCAUAUACACCGCAGUCUCGGACAUGAUCUCUACCAGCCUAUGCCUAAUCCCCAUCUCUUACACGGCGAGGCGAAGAGUUCCGCCGCCGCCACAUCUGGCCUGCAACACGACGAAGACACGAUCUCACGCCAUCGCACUGCUUCAAUGUUCGAUGCCGAGAGCCAAUCUCCUACCCAUGCCUCCGCAUCUGAUCCUCUGGACCUGACACGCCGUCUGAAGUCUCGCUCCGAGCUUGACCGCAUGUCGGCUAAUACCGCGCGCAAGCGGGAGUACGCAUGCAAUCCAUUACACUUAGGCGGACAGUCCAAACAAUCCAAGAUCACGAGCUUCUACGAGUUACAGAACGAACAGAUCGAGCGGCUGCUGAAGCCAGUGAAUGAACAUAUCAGAGAAGCAAAAGAAAUUCAAGACUCGACGCAGCUACGCUACAAGAUCGCGGUGUAUGGGAGUUUUGUGGCCAAUAUCCUCCUCGCAGUGUUGCAGCUCUACGGCGCCAUCGCUUCGGGUUCACUCUCACUUUUCACGACCAUGGCGGACGCAAUCUUUGACCCCAUGUCCAACAUCACCCUCAUUCUCACCAAUAAAGCCGUCAAGAAGGUCGAUGCCCGGAAAUUCCCGGCUGGUCGCGCCCGGAUCGAGACAGCUGGCAACAUUGUCUUCUGCUUCCUCAUGACCGCGGUGUCGUUCAUUCUGAUUGCGUUCUCGGUUCAGGAACUCGUCCGGGGCUCUGAGGAGGAUACAAAGUCAUUCCAUCUGCCGUCCGUCGUCGCCGUGACUGUGGCGUUCUGCACGAAACUCGGCCUCUUCCUCUAUUGCUGGGCUCUCCGGAAUCAAUACUCGCAAGUGCGGAUCUUGUGGGAGGACCACCGCAACGACCUGUUCAUCAAUGGCUUUGGUGUCCUGACAUCCGUGGGUGGCAGCAAACUGCGAUGGUGGAUCGACCCGGCAGGCGCCAUCGUCCUGUCGGUGCUCAUUUCGGGGUUAUGGCUACACACUGCUUACUCAGAGUUUCAACUGCUUAUCGGCAUUUCUGCCGACACCGAGACUCAGCAGCUCAUCACUUAUGUGUCCAUGACCCACUCGGAUCACAUCAAGCAUAUUGACACAGUUCGAGCAUGGCAUAGCGGGCCCCGCUUGGUUGUAGAAGUGGACGUGGUGAUGGAUCCGGAGGAGAGUCUGAGAGUCAGCCAUGAUAUCGCCGAGGAUCUGCAGAUGAAACUGGAGAGCCUUCCAAAUGUGGAGAGAGCAUACGUCCAUGUGGACUACGAAUUUGAGCACCGGCCAGAGCAUUUCUUGAAGAAAGAAUUGUGA
This is a messenger RNA of Cladophialophora yegresii CBS 114405, 1371 nucleotides long. RefSeq lists its product as uncharacterized. The coding region runs from base 1 to 1371 and encodes 456 amino acids. Gene Ontology annotation, molecular function: monoatomic cation transmembrane transporter activity. The transcript has a single exon. Lineage: Eukaryota; Fungi; Ascomycota; Eurotiomycetes; Chaetothyriales; Herpotrichiellaceae. Gene Ontology annotation, biological process: transmembrane transport; monoatomic cation transport. Gene Ontology annotation, cellular component: membrane. The record is from RefSeq and is a predicted model, not a curated record.